UCUGCGCCUCCUACUCCUGCUGCUCCUGGCCGUGGCCCUGCCUGCCAGGGCUGCCCAGGCUGCUCCGCUGCAAGCGCGGCGAGCAGCCUGGAAUCAUGACAUGGGUUUUCAGGAAGUCCUCAUGAAGCAUGGUUUGAAGUUCCUGGAGGAUGCUCGAGCUGAACCUGCCGGUGAAGGCCCCACAUCCAGGACUGAGGCUCUGGGAGAUGCUGAGGGUGUGUCUGCAGGGAGGAGAUUCAUACAUCCUUUGGUGGUUAUUGCUGACAAGACCAGCUCCCAUCACAGUGGGAAGAUCCAAAACACAAGAGACAAGAUAUCCCUGGAACCAUCCAAACAGACGAGGCAAGUGCUGAAGAAAAUGCUGCAGGGAGGACAAGAAAUCAAAGGAAAGUCUCUGCAGAAGGAAGCAUUUGCCGGAGGAAGCAGUGGUUCCGUGCCAGCCUCUGCUGCAGGAAGGGAGGCGAUGCCAGGCACAGGCCCAGGAGAUGAGGUUGCUGGGAAGGCGUCUCCAUCAGCUUGGAUGAAUAAAGUUUUGAAGCCCUUGGAGCCUCCUGCAGAUGUGUCUACAGGGAGGACUUCUCCAGCUCCUACCUUGGAUGCUGCACUCAAGCCCAGCUCCCAUCACAGGGGUUCUCCGACAGGGAAGAUCCUAGACACAACAGAUAAGAUAUCCCUGGAACCAUCUAAACUGAUGAGGCAAGAGCUGAAGAAACUCCUGCAGACAAGAGAAGAGAUGGACAUAGUGCUUCAGUGGAAGGUGGCAUUUCUUGAAGGAAGCACUCCAUCUUCGGUGCCAGCCCCUGCUGCAGGAAGGAAGGCAAUGACAGACACGGGCACAGGCACAGCAGACUGGGAUGCUGGGAAGGAUUCUCCAUUAGCCUGGCGCUCUGAAGUUGUGAAGCCCUCCGAGCAUUCUGCAGGCGUGUCUGCAGGGACGCCUUCACCAACUCCUACCUUGGAUGCUGCACAAAAGUCCAACUCCCAUGGCAGGAGUCCUCCAACAGGAGAGAUCAAAGACAUGGCAGGCAAGAAAUUCCAGGACCCAUUAGAAGUCAUGUGGCAAAUGCUGAAGGAAUGUCUGCAGAGAAGGCAAGAAAUCAAAGGAGAGCCUGUGCAGAAGGAAGCAUUUCCCGGAGGAAGCAGUGGUUCCGUGCCAGCCUCUGCUGCAGGAAGGGAGGCGAUGCCAGGCACAGGCCCAGGAGCUGAACCUGCCGGUGAAGGCCCCACAUCCAGGACUGAGGCUCUGGGAGAUGCUGAGGAUGUGUCUGCCGGGAGGACUUCUCCAGGUCCAGGGCUGGAUGCUUGGCCCCAACCCAGCUCCCAUGGCAGAGUUCCUCCAAAAGGAAAGACCCAAGUUUUUGCAGCCAAAAAGACUCAUGACUCAGAUGAAUUCCUGAGAGAAACACAGAAGGAAGCACCCGGAGGACAAGUGACGGACCAAAAGGCUGUUCAGGAGGAGGAACACUCAGGAAGAAGCAGUGGCUCAUUGGCAGCCCUAGCUGCAGGAAGGAAGGCAAUGACAGACACGGGCACAGGCACAGCAGAUGCAGCCGGCACCACAAGACCUGUUCCCAAUGCCCAGGAUGGCCUCGGAAGGGGUUUCUGUCAGGGAACGAGCUGCUGGCUAGGGUUACUGCCAGGCGUCCUUUGUUUGGAGCUUGUCUUCAUGUUGUGCUGCUUUGGAAUCGGGUAUUCCUGGAACAGAAAACAGAGCACCUCGGGACACGAGUUGGAAGACGGUGGCUGCACCUCACAGCCAGACAGCGUGAGCAGCUCCUCCAGCAGCAGUAACGGCCUGGACAGCCCUCUCAAGUCUUCUGUGAAGAGGACCCCAGAACAACAGUCUACGAGGGAACCUCCUUUAACCCUGUAGAUCCCACUGCCAUCUGCUCUCCCCAUGGGCCUCCCCAAGCUGCCUUCAUCCCUUUUUUUAUCUUUGUCUGUCCCUUCCCAGCCAACUCGAGUACCUCUAGGGACCCCAGGACCAGCCCAGCACCCUCCAGCCCUUCCUGAGACCAACACAUCCCUUCCUCUGCCCCUGAGCCCCCUGGCCUUGCCCUCUUGGAAUCACGGAAGGUGACACCCCA
Messenger RNA from Passer domesticus (house sparrow), 2087 nucleotides. RefSeq lists its product as uncharacterized. NCBI's taxonomy places the organism in Eukaryota, Metazoa, Chordata, Aves, Passeriformes, Passeridae. The coding region runs from base 101 to 1873 and encodes 590 amino acids. The transcript is spliced from 20 exons. The record is from RefSeq and is a predicted model, not a curated record.